UGGGAUCCACGCCUACCAGCUAAAGCUCCGUGGAGCAGCACACCUGCGCAACUGGCCCGAUGGCUGCUGAAGCGGUGGUCCCGUGCAAGAAGGUGACUGUGUGGGGUAUGUAUCGAGGCUUUUCUACUGCAGCCAUCGCGCAGAGAGGGCGUUUUUAUGUCUGUUUUUUAUGCACGCCGAAGACAAGUAUGAUUGCGGACGAGUACUUCGUUCUUCGUACUUUGUGGACGGACUCGGUCUCUCCUCCGUGGGGGGGUGUGGAUCUUUCUUCGCCAAGCUCCAAAGUCUGCCGUGGGGGUUGUGGUUGAAUCUGAGCAGAAAGCCAGCCACACGAUUCAACGAAUUACAUUGCGGAAUACCAGCCAGUGGUGUGCUGAUGCUGAUGCUCCUCCAGCUGAGCCUGAUAAGGUGCUUGCCGACUUAUAGGUAUAUACCGAGCACCGCCCCCAUUUUGCGGCUGUGUUGGUGAUGGAAGCCCCCCAUCUAGCUUUGAAGGUUUCUUGAUAUAAAUGCGCUGAUACUUCUACAAGAGCUAAUGUCCUUCAGAUUCCGUAAUGCCUCCGUCGCAU
Trichoderma asperellum CBS 433.97 is the source of this 569-nucleotide messenger RNA. The record is from RefSeq and is a predicted model, not a curated record. NCBI's taxonomy places the organism in Eukaryota, Fungi, Ascomycota, Sordariomycetes, Hypocreales, Hypocreaceae.